AUGCUCGUGCGCUCCUCCGAAAGAUUCGCUGUUUAUAGGAUCGAGAAAGUCGUCAUAAUUUUGUCGUUGCUAACAGCGGAGCGCAGGCGGAGGGGGCUGCACGCGCUCCUCCUCGCCCUCCCGCUCCCGGCCGCGUUUAAGCUGGAAUCGAGGCUUUUUGCGGAGUUUGACGCCGACAGCAGCAGGCUGCUGGGGAACCAGCGGCCGGGCUACGGGACGCUGCAGCGAGACGCCGAUAAAUCCCGCAUGGAGGUCACGGGCUACCAGACCAAGACGUGGCGGGUGGCCCUGUGCCACGCGUGCUCCGUGCUGACGGCAGGGCUGCUCCUCGUCCUCUUCCACUGGAAGCCGAGCCUGGAGGUGCAGGCGAAGUGCAAGCCCUGCGCCCUCGGCCAGGCCGACUGGGUCAUCAUCAGGGACCGAUUCGGACAGUGCUUCACCACCCGCGUGCGCACGGAGGCGCUGGGCGAGGGCAGCCUGGAGCAUCACCCCGGGGCCAGGCUGGAGGACCGGAGAACCAGCAUCGCCAUCGGCGUGUCGGAUGAGGAGGAGAGCCGGGACACCAUCCGGCUCCAUGAGAAGGAAGAGAACGUCUUGCGGUACUAUCUCUUCGAGGGCAUGCGCUACAUCUGGAUCGAACGGCGGCAGGCGUACUGCAAAGUCAGCAUCUUGGAUGAAGGCUGGACCUGCGCAGAUCUCCACCUCUCCCAGGCUGGGCUCCACCAGCAAGACCACAACACCAGAAGGAAGAUCUACGGACCGAACCUCAUCGAGGUGCCAGUCAAGUCCUACGCCAGGCUGUUGGUGGAGGAGGUGCUCAAUCCCUUCUACAUCUUCCAAGUGUUCAGCAUCGUGCUGUGGGUCUGCGACGCCUAUUACUACUACGCUGCCUGCAUCUUCCUCAUCUCCACCAUCUCCUUAGGGCUGUCCCUCUACGAGACAAGGAAGCAAAGCGCCACGCUGCAAAACAUGGCCAAGAUGUCAGUCGGCGUCCGAGUCCGUCGCCCCGGCGGAGAGGAGACGGUGGUGAGCUCCGCAGACCUGGUGCCGGGCGAUUGCAUCAGCCUCCCCGCGGACGGGAUGCUGGUCCCCUGCGACGCCGUGCUGCUGACGGGCGAGUGCAUGGUCAACGAGAGCAUGCUGACGGGGGAGAGCGUGCCGGUGAUGAAAACCCCUCUCCCGGCCGGCAGCCAAGCAGCCGGCACCGUCUAUUCCCCCGAGGAGCACAGGCGGCACACCUUGUUCUGCGGGACGCACGUCAUCCAAGCCAAGUCCUACGUGGGCAGAGAAGUGCUGGCUGUGGUGACCCGCACAGGGUUUUGCACGGCCAAAGGGGAUCUCAUCAGCUCCAUCCUCUACCCCAAACCCGUGUGCUUCAAGUUCUACGAGGAUGCUGUGAAGUUCGUCCUGUUUCUUGCCGUCCUGGCUUUUAUCGGCACGCUGUACAGCAUCCUCAUCUUGGUUAAAAACCAGGUCCCCGUGGGGCAAAUCAUCAUCCGUGCCCUCGACCUCGUCACCGUCAUCGUGCCCCCGGCUCUCCCGGCGGCGAUGACGGUGGGCACCAUCUACGCCCAGAACAGGCUGAAGAAACAGGGCAUCUUCUGCAUCAGCCCUCCCCGCAUCAACCUCUGCGGGAAGAUCCGCCUGGUUUGCUUCGACAAGACGGGAACCCUGACGGAGGAAGGUCUGGAUGUCUGGGGGGUGGUCCCGCUGGAGAACAACCACUUCAUGCCCAUCGUCCACGAGCCCCGCCGCCUGCCCGCCGGUCCCUUGCUCUACUCCCUGGCCGCCUGCCACACUGUCUCGCUGCUGCGGGCGCAGCCCAUCGGGGACCCCGUGGACCUCAAGAUGAUGGAGUCCACCGGUUGGCGCCUGGAGAUGAUGGAGGAGGAGGAAGGUGAGCUGCCCGCCUGCCAGCAGUUUGGGACGAAGGUCUUGGCUGUGAUGAAACCGCCCCCCGAGGAAGAACAGCCGCGAGACAGGAAGCACCAGUCGCCCGUGGGGAUCCUCCGCCGUUUCCCCUUCUCCUCCUCCUUGCAGAGGAUGAGCGUCCUGGUGAAGUUGCCCGGCGAAGUCUCAGCCCACGUCUACAGCAAAGGCGCGCCGGAGACGGUCGCCAGCCUUUGCAGGAAAGAAACCGUGCCCGUGGAUUUCUCCCAGAUGCUGCGAUACUACACCACGGAUGGUUUCCGAGUCUUGGGUCUGGCUUGCAAACCCCUGAGCACGGUGACGACCUUCGAGGAGGCCCUGCAGCUCCCGAGGGACUCCGCCGAGAGCAGCCUGACCUUCCUGGGGUUCCUCGUCAUGAAAAACGUCCUCAAGCCAGAGUCUGCGCCCGUCAUUCACCUCCUGAGGAACGCCAACAUCCGCCCCGUCAUGGUGACAGGAGACAACAUGCUGACGGCCGUGAACGUGGCCAAGAGCUGCCGUAUGGUGGAGCCGAAAGAGCGGGUGAUCUUCGUCAACGCCUCCCCGCCCAGCCACGACAAACCCGCCGCUCUGAAAUUCAUCCUCUCCGAGCACUCCCAGGGCGAAGAGCAGCCAGAGGGUCUGCUCCAGCACGACGGCUGCUUCCUCCAGCCGCAGCCCUGCCACUUCGCGCUGAACGGCAAAUCCUUCGCCGUGGUUUGCGAGCACUUCGCCGACCUGCUGCCGAAGAUCCUCAUCCGAGCCACCGUGUUCGCCCGCAUGUCGCCUGACCAGAAGACUCAGCUGGUGUGCAGCCUGCAAGAGCUCAACUAUUGCGUGGGGAUGUGCGGGGACGGCGCCAACGACUGCGGGGCUCUGAAAGCGGCCGACGUUGGCAUCUCGCUGUCGGAGGCGGAGGCGUCGGUGGCCUCGCCGUUCACCUCCCGCGUGGCCAACAUCGAGUGCGUGCCCACCGUCAUCCGGGAGGGCAGGUGCUCGCUCGUCACCUCCUUCGGCGUCUUUAAGUACAUGGCCCUGUACAGCCUGGUGCAGUUCGUGUCUGUCCUGCUGCUCUACACGAUCAACACCAACCUGAGCGACUUCCAGUUCCUCUUCUUUGACCUGAUCAUCACCACCACCGUGGCGGUGCUGAUGGGUCGGACGGGUCCUGCCCAGGAGCUGGGAGUGGAGCGUCCCCAAGGGGCAUUGAUCAGCGUCCUGGUGCUGGGCAGCCUGCUCCUCCAGACGGCUUUGCUCAUCACCGUGCAAGUCCUCAGCUACUUCGUCACCGUCUCGCAGAGCUGGUACGUGCCGCUCAACAGCACGGUGACGGCUCCCCAAAACCUGCCCAACUACGAGAACACGGUCCUCUUCUGCGUCACGGGCUUCCAGUACCUCAUCUUGGCCGUCGCCAUGUCCAAGGGGUACCCAUUUCGGGAGCCGCUCUACACCAACGUGCUCUUCUUGGUAGUCCUCAUCCUCCUUUUUGGCCUCAUGACGUGGUUGACCCUCUACCCGCUGGGCUUCCCCAAAACCCUGCUGAAGCUGCAGGGCAUCGAUGACUUGAAUUUCAAGCUGCUGCUGCUGGGGAUCGCCACCCUCAACUUCUUCGCCGCCUUCGUGCUGGAGACCGCCCUGGACCACGGCUUGCUCAGCUGCCUCCGCAAGCUGCGCCGAAAGAAAGCCUCCAAGAAGCUUUUCAAGAGGCUGGAGAAGGAGUUGAGCCAGCAGCAGCCGUCCUGGCCGCCUCUUAACGAACCGCUCUUCGCUACGCCCAAGAUGUCCAUCGCCGUGAGAUAGCACGCGUCGGGCUUCCCUCCCGCCUGCUCUGCAGGCUGUGCCGGCCCUUGGAUGCUGUUGUUUAUUUAUUUAUCCUGGUGAACGGAGAGAUGCGGCGGGCAGGCUCCCGCAGGGAGACCCUCAGCAUCGCAGCUGUGAAUCCGCGUGCGCCGGGCUGGCCGUGGCCGAGAGGAGGAGAUGCUGGAGAAACAAACUGUGGGAGAAAGUCCGGAAGAAGAAGAGAAACGAUCCAGCUCAGCACUUUUUCCAGGACCUGGGCACCGGUAGCGUUUCGCAGGGGAACGCCGCCUCCCUUUUCCUCUCUUGGCUGCUCAAAACCCCCAAGAAAAGAGAGUCGCGGA
Gavia stellata (red-throated loon) is the source of this 4049-nucleotide messenger RNA. RefSeq names its product ATPase cation transporting 13A2 (gene ATP13A2). The coding region runs from base 1 to 3708 and encodes 1235 amino acids. Gene Ontology annotation, molecular function: ATPase-coupled monoatomic cation transmembrane transporter activity; ATP hydrolysis activity; ATP binding. NCBI's taxonomy places the organism in Eukaryota, Metazoa, Chordata, Aves, Gaviiformes, Gaviidae. Gene Ontology annotation, cellular component: membrane. The record is from RefSeq and is a predicted model, not a curated record. The transcript has 30 exons. Gene Ontology annotation, biological process: autophagosome-lysosome fusion; regulation of mitochondrion organization; intracellular calcium ion homeostasis.